This is a messenger RNA of Wallemia ichthyophaga EXF-994, 1239 nucleotides long. Its product is annotated as Glucan 1,3-beta-glucosidase. Lineage: Eukaryota; Fungi; Basidiomycota; Wallemiomycetes; Wallemiales; Wallemiaceae. Gene Ontology annotation, molecular function: beta-glucosidase activity. The transcript is spliced from 3 exons. The record is from RefSeq and is a predicted model, not a curated record. The coding region runs from base 1 to 1239 and encodes 412 amino acids. Gene Ontology annotation, biological process: glucan catabolic process. Gene Ontology annotation, cellular component: cell surface; extracellular region.
AUGGUCAAAGUCCUUCAAGCCCUAGCUGUGCUUUCAGCAGCCGCCCUCACUACCGCAAACCCAGUAUACAGAAGACAAAAUGCUGGUGAAAGCGUGUUACGAGGCGUGAACAUUGGUGGAUGGUUGCUCAUGGAGCCUUUCAUCACUCCAACCGUUUUCGACGACACACUCGAUGAUCAAAUUGUCGACGAAUGGACAUUCGGUGAAAGACAAGACACAGAGGUUGCUACUCAAGCCGUAAAUGACCAUCUCGAAAAUUUCAUCACCGAGGAUGAUUUCGCUCAAAUCAAGGCAGCUGGCUUAUCACACGUUAGAAUCCCAGUUCCACAUUGGGCAUUCGACAAGAAGGAUUUUGAGCCAUUUAUUGUCGGCAACAGACUUGAAAAACUCAGAGAGGGGUUAGGAUGGGCUCGUAACAACGGACUUAUGGCAUGGAUUGAUCUGCACACUGCUCCGGGUGGACAGAAUGGAUUUGACAAUGACGGCCAACUACUUCCACAAGGUCAAUGGCACAAAGACCAAGCCCAAGUGGAACGCACUCUGCAAGUUAUCCAAAUGAUUACUGAUGAGUUUGCAACUCCAGAGUACGCAGACGUCGUUGAAUCUAUUGAGCUGCUCAAUGAGCCAGCCACCUUCCAGGACGAGGCAAUGAUGCCAGUCUUGAAGAACUACUACCAAUCCGGGAACGACAUCGUCAGCGGCAACGGCGCUAACGCUAGCGUUGUUAUCCACGAUGGUUUCAAGGAAGACCCCCACUUCUGGGAUGGCUUCUUAGAUGGCACUCAACUCGACGUCCACAGAUACCAGGUCUUUUCACCUGCAGCACUCAAACGCACUGACCAAGAACGUGUUUCCACUGCCUGCUCAUACAAGCAGCCACUCCAGCAAGUUACUAACCAGCACCACUUUGCCGUCGUUGGUGAGUGGACAGCAGCAAUCACUGACUGUAUUCCAUAUCUCAACGGUCGUAUUGUUGAGGGUGCUCGUUAUGAAGGUGAUCACUCGGUUUCAAACGAAUACAUUGGAUCUUGUGCGGAUAAGUCCGGCGAUGGUAGCAACUGGACUCAAGAAUACAAGGACUCCCUUCGUCUUUUCUGGGAGGCACAAGUUGAUGCGUAUGGAGAACGCUACUUCUUCUGGACAUGGAAGACUGAGCUCGGCGCUGAUUGGUCUUACCAACGUCUCCUUGAGCUUGGUGUCUUACCUCAAGACCCAACUGACUGGACACCAAGAUGUUAA